Dunckerocampus dactyliophorus (ringed pipefish) is the source of this 1354-nucleotide messenger RNA. It is a transcript of the gene psmd7, whose product is annotated as proteasome 26S subunit, non-ATPase 7. Gene Ontology annotation, cellular component: proteasome regulatory particle; proteasome complex. Gene Ontology annotation, molecular function: protein binding; metallopeptidase activity. The record is from RefSeq and is a predicted model, not a curated record. NCBI's taxonomy places the organism in Eukaryota, Metazoa, Chordata, Actinopteri, Syngnathiformes, Syngnathidae. Gene Ontology annotation, biological process: proteasome-mediated ubiquitin-dependent protein catabolic process. The transcript is spliced from 8 exons. The coding region runs from base 89 to 1078 and encodes 329 amino acids.
GAAGUGGCGUUAGACCAAUGCGGAAGUGUCGCGCCAGUAGUCGUGUUGUUUAGAGUUGGAUUGUGUGUGGUCCGUCUGAGCAGCAAAAAUGCCGGAGUUAGCGGUUGAAAAUGUGGUUGUUCACCCAUUGGUUUUACUCAGUGUGGUCGACCAUUUUAACAGAAUAGGGAAGGUUGGCAACCAGAAAAGAGUGGUUGGAGUCCUCUUGGGGUCGUGGCAGAAGAAAGUUCUUGAUGUAUCAAAUAGCUUCGCAGUACCUUUUGAUGAGGAUGACAGAGAUGACUCUGUGUGGUUCCUGGAUCACGACUACUUGGAGAACAUGUAUGGCAUGUUCAAGAAAGUCAAUGCCAGAGAAAGAAUCGUAGGAUGGUACCACACAGGGCCGAAGUUGCAUAAGAACGACAUCGCCAUCAAUGAGCUCAUCAAGCAGUACUGUACCAAUUCAGUGUUAGUCAUUAUUGAUGUGAAACCUAAAGACCUCGGUCUUCCUACAGAAGCAUAUAUCUCUGUAGAAGAAAUACAUGAUGACGGAACGCCAACAUCUAAGACAUUUGAACAUGUCACCAGUGAGAUUGGAGCUGAGGAAGCAGAAGAAGUGGGAGUAGAGCACCUUCUCAGAGAUAUCAAGGACACCACGGUGGGCACACUGUCGCAGCGCAUCACGAACCAGGUUCACGGUUUGAAGGGGCUCAACUCCAAGCUGUUGGACAUCCGCUCGUACCUUGAGAGAGUGGCAGCGGGGAAACUUCCCAUCAACCAUCAGAUCAUCUACCAGCUGCAGGACGUCUUCAACCUACUGCCGGAUGUCAAUCUCCUGGAGUUCACCAAAGCGUUCUACCUUAAGACCAACGACCAGAUGCUGGUGGUCUACCUGGCGUCACUCAUACGCUCAGUGGUAGCGCUGCACAACCUGAUCAACAACAAGAUAUCCAACCGGGAUGCAGAGAAGAAAGAAGGCCAGGACAAGGAGGAAGGCAAGAAGGAAAAGAAAGACGACAAGGAGAAGAAAGAGGAGAAAGACAAAGAGAAGGACAAAACAGACGCCGGUGCCAAGAAAGACGAGAAAAAGAAAAAAUGAUUUUGUCGUAGGUCAAAUAUCACCUCACUUUGUCUCCACGUGGAUCGUACUGCAGCCUCUGAAUGUGGGUCUCAGGCGGCUAUAAGUAGGAGUCUAUAUGGGGAACGGUGUCAACUGAGAUACAUACAAGCAGCACUCGUAUAAAGACUGUUGUGGGCUUCUUUCAUGUUUUGACAUCCGAGAACAUCUGUUUUCAUAGUUCCCAUACUUUUCAUGCUGUGGUGCAGCCGAUAUUGCUGUUUUGUAAGAUGCUUUAUUAAAUUGGAACCAUAUUAA